UUGUUUUGAUUUUGUCUCUUUUGUUUAAUUUAGAGUGAAUUAAAUUAAAUUUGAUUUAGUUUUGAGAUCUUGAUUCAGAUUAAUUGACUGUUUUUUUUAAUUGAUUCUUUAUUUGUUUAAAUGUUUCUGAGAAAAUGUUGAUUCAUUUUCUUUCCCUUUUCUUUAUCGGUCCGCUUAUUUUACUCUGGACUUUGAUACGUGUCUAUUUAUCGGUUAAACGAAAUGUUUCCAGCGGUAAAUCGGUACCGAUAGUGGCCUUUUUUCACCCAUAUUGUAAUGCAGGAGGAGGUGGUGAACGUGUCCUAUGGGUUAUGUUGAAACUGUUGACAACCAGAUAUCCAAAGUAUCGAUAUGUCAUUUAUACCGGUGACCAGAAUGUUGAGGGUAGCGUAAUAUUGUCCAAGGUUUUAACUACUUUUCGAAUUGAUUUAAGUCAAAAUGUGACCUUUGUCUAUCUUAAAAGUCGAUUCUUGGUGGAAGCUGAAAGAUAUCCUGCGUUUACUCUGUUAUUCCAAAGUUUGGCCUCGAUCAUUUUAGGAUUUGAAGCUUUGUUCAAAUUUCCACCCGAUGUUUUCAUUGACACAAUGGGCUAUUCGUUUACUUAUCCGUUAUUCAAGUAUUUUGGUGGCUGUAAGGUUGCCACUUAUACUCACUUUCCGACAAUCAGUGUUGACAUGUUGGCCAAUGUCUCAUCUAGACGAGAAGCGGUCAACAAUCGUAAUUUUAUCGCUUCAAGUGCCAUCCUUUCAAGAGGGAAACUGUUAUAUUAUCAAGCAUUUGCCAUUCUCUAUGGUUUUAUGGGUCGAAGAGCUGAUUUGGUUAUGGUCAAUUCAAGUUGGACUCGUAAUCAUAUCUCAUCUUUAUGGGGCAAUCAAAACAUUCACCUGGUUUAUCCUCCAUGUAACACUGAGGUUUUCCAAGAGUUACCCGUUGAUGAUAAACAAGAAUAUCAAAUCGUAUCAAUAUCACAAUUUAGACCAGAAAAAGAUCACAUCAAACAAAUUCACAGUUUCUCUAAGUUUGUAGAAAAGUUGGAACCAAAUGAAUCCUCAAAGGCUAAAUUGAUCCUUAUAGGAAGUUGUCGGGAUGAACGAGAUGAAGAUCAAGUUGAAAAAUUACGUGAAAUCUGCAAAUCAUUUAAUGUAGAAGACAAAGUUACAUUUGCAUUGAAUUUAACAUUUGAUCAACUAUUGGAAUAUCUGAGAACGAGUAACAUUGGCAUUCACACAAUGAAAGAGGAACAUUUUGGAAUCGGAGUCGUCGAGCUUGUGGCCGCUGGAUUAAUCGUAGUGGCACACAAUUCGGGUGGACCAAAGAUGGACAUCAUCAAAUCGAGGGACAUUGGUUUUCUAGCCGAGACAUCAGAUGAAUAUGCUGAUUGUUUACUUGAAAUUGUUCGUAGUAAACAAUCAAAAUUGUCAAACAUACGAAAAACUGCUCGUAAACAUGUCGAAAAAUUUAGUGAAGACAAAUUCUGUUCUCAAGUAGCUGAUAUAUUUGACUCGAUUCUAUCCCGUUGAUCUGACAAUCAACUAACUGAAACCUUGUGAUGAAUAACUAAUCAACUGUUAAAUUAACAGUGUUAAUAAUUAAUUAAUCCCAUCGACUUUUACCUUAUAUAUAUAAAAAUUAUUUUCUCAAUAAUGUAAAUGA
Panonychus citri (citrus red mite) is the source of this 1653-nucleotide messenger RNA. It is a transcript of the gene Alg11, whose product is annotated as GDP-Man:Man(3)GlcNAc(2)-PP-Dol alpha-1,2-mannosyltransferase-like. The record is from RefSeq and is a predicted model, not a curated record. Gene Ontology annotation, biological process: protein N-linked glycosylation. Lineage: Eukaryota; Metazoa; Arthropoda; Arachnida; Trombidiformes; Tetranychidae. Gene Ontology annotation, molecular function: GDP-Man:Man(3)GlcNAc(2)-PP-Dol alpha-1,2-mannosyltransferase activity. The transcript has 3 exons. Gene Ontology annotation, cellular component: endoplasmic reticulum membrane. The coding region runs from base 135 to 1520 and encodes 461 amino acids.